GCGAAGAUGGGAAGCUAUUCACGACCGUGUUUGGUCCCUCGUUGAUCCCUUCUCUCGUCUCAUUUUAGUCAUACUGAAUCGAUAUUCCCGUAAAGGCAGACCCACAGCAGCCUCUAUCCGACACGUAUCGACCCUUUUACUGGAUAAAAGAGAAGGCGACGGGUUGGGAAACGGAGGAUCCGGCUUGUCCUUCCUCUGCGCUCAGUAGGCACAGUCAAAGGAGAUCUUGUCGAUGCGCACCAAGACGCGCAAAAGGACAUGUAUGCGCACCAGGGAGCAACGUUGAACUUCACCCCCUCUGACAGAGCCUAGAUUCAUUUGGAUAUCACUAGUGUAGUAUAUUGCAGUCUGUGCUUGACCACAUGCAUUGCAGGAGGUUUUGGAUUUAAACAGCAACAAGUGAAAUUGGUAAAGUGCUCUUUCACUGAGACGCUGGUCUGGGCUGACACGUGGAUUGGAUUCAUUAAUGUUGGGGGACGCUGCGUUAAUAUCCCACCUCAUCGACAUAUGGACAUUUGAAGAGAUCAACCUGCCGUUUUUCCACAGCGCAUCCUCUGGAGCAGGAGCGGACAGAGCUGGGCACACCGAGGAAUGCGGAGCCGGGAUUGUGUCUUUUCCAGCUCACCCGCGGAACUCUUCGCAGCACAAACCAAACCGGUGAGCACACGGGGCGCAAUGCUAAGGCAGAUCCUCCUCAACUCGACCCACACCCCGGACUUCGACUUGGUCCUCAUGGCCCAGUCCUCUACGCACGCCCCUUCCUCCCUGAACGCCUCCCAUGGGGGGUCUGUGAGCGUGGCCGCUCUCCUGAGACCCACCGCGGGGCGAGGAGGACUCCGGGAGGGCGAGCUCCACAAACCGGACCUGAUCACAUACAUAGUCAUGUGCCUGCUGCUCUUCCUGUUGGUGCUGCUCAUUGUGUUCUUCAUCAACUGCCAGCUGCGGAACUCUUUCUUCGCUUCCAUGCCAUAUGACAGGUCACUGAGAGAGGCCCGGACCUCCUACAAGUAAGCUAGACCCCCGGGACAAAUCCCUGGGACUCUGAGGCUGUUGUUGGGGUUUAAGGACUAACUGGUCACCCAAGAACUGCUGCACGUACUGGACUAAAUAAAUUGUUGCCUAUAGUUGUUUUGAACCCAUUGGAAAGCCUAAAUCAGGGCCAUAAUUAAAGUUUGCCCACAUUUUUCACUUUAAGGCCCAAAGCACCAUCCCAGAAAAUGCCCUUCAGGCAAUGGGUGCCAUUUCAGAAGAUUAAUGGGGCUUGGGCUUACUUCAGGUGGAAGGAUACCACUAUGACUCCUGAUUCAAUUAGUGACUCUUAUAUUUUCUGGUAAUUACUUAAUAAAAUGUGAAACAAUCCAUCAUCCUCUGCAACCCCCCUCGUGAUGCCACCACUGCACUUUGGAAACACAUUAAGUAUUCCUUUACAGUACACUCGCAAGCUUGUAUUUAUUCAUAUGGCAGCCUACAAAUUCGACCUGGUGUCUGCAAUCUGCAGAUAUUCACAGUAUUUCAAACAGGCCCCGACAAAAUGUGUCUAUUUUUUCCAUGGAAAUAUGACUUAUGGUAACAGAAAGGGUAUACAGCAGAUUGUAUAAUAUUUUGUAUGACUGUAACUUAACUGUCUUGUCUUGUAAAAUUAAGAAAUCAACACAAAAUGUCCCUCCUUCCAUUGUAAAAAUGCUGAUUAAAGGACAAAGUAUAGGCCCAUAUCGUCCCAUAAAUAUAUUCAAAUGCA
Trematomus bernacchii (emerald rockcod) is the source of this 1738-nucleotide messenger RNA. RefSeq names its product small integral membrane protein 32-like. Lineage: Eukaryota; Metazoa; Chordata; Actinopteri; Perciformes; Nototheniidae. Bases 592 to 1011 code for a protein of 139 amino acids. The transcript has 2 exons. The record is from RefSeq and is a predicted model, not a curated record.